CUCGCCUCGCCUCGCCUCGCUCGAAACGCUUCCCAAAUCCCAAUUAGCGAUGGACGAAACGUUUCAGCUUCGGAUCCAAACCAUUUAGCUUCUGUCUCCGAACCUAAAUUCGGACCGAGCCUCAGUUUUGUUCCUCUGUUCGUUGAAAAUUUUGCACUAUUUCGAUCACUUUAUCUGUCUGAGCUCAAAGACGCCCAUUUUCGCUUCUUCGCUGCAAACCCUAACGCUUGGCUAUCCAACGAACUCCGAGGAUCAAUUUUCAGCCUCAAUGGAGGCUUCCAAAUGUCGCUGGUUUUUGACACCUUUUAGACAGUACGAAGGUUGAGGAAACAGCAUAACUUAUGCAGUGUGAACUGGACGAGUGAAUCAAUACACUGCAGGAUCUUUUAUUCCCCCCUCAUUUCCAGGGAUCAAUGGUAGUUGAUGAGAGGUAGCUUCUUUCUUAUAAAUUCCUAGUUUUUGAUCAACGUGGGCUGGGUUAUCUAUGCCUGGAAACGAGGUUGGAGACAGGGUUCAUAAUUUUUUUGGCCAAGAAAACUUGUCCCAGGGCCAGUAUCAUUCACAGGUUGUUGACGGAAACUGGUCAGGACUGAGUAGUAAUUUGUGGGCUGGAGGCCAGAGAGCUGCCGGUGCUCCUUUUAUUUCCAAUUUGAAAAAUUUCAAUGUACAGCAAUUAGAUUCUGAGCAGGGACAUACAAGCUCUUCCCAUUUGCGGCAUGGUUUAAAUUUGACACAAUCACUGAGGCCUGAGUCUGGCAGAAAUCAACCCCAGACCCAGCAAGCAGCUGGGAAUGGCUAUAUGCAGGGACAUCAGGUUUUCCAGACCAGGCAGAAUGAAGCUAACAUGUUGGGAGUGGAUACAGAAUCCGAUUGGCAUAACAUGCCAAAUCUUCCAAGAGGUGUGUCAGUGCUAGAAUCACAAGGGAGUGGUCUUGACCUCUAUAAGAAAAACUUGACGAGGACUGAUGCUGCUGAAUCUCCUGUCAACUUUGACUUUUUUGGCAAUCAGCAGCAAAUAAGUGGCCGGCACCCUGGCAUGAUGCAAUCUUUGGCUCGGCAGCAGUCAGGAGCAAGCGACAUGCAGCUAUUGCAGCAGCAAGCAAUGAUCUCUCAGAUUCAAGAACUUCAGAGGCAGCAGCAUAUUCAACAACUGGAAGCUAGGCAACAAAGUUCUGUGACUCCAACUUCCUCCAUUUCGAAACAGACUGUUGGAAAUCAUUCUGCAUCUCUUAUCAAUGGUAUUCCCAUCAAUGAGGCAUCUAACUUUAUGUGGCAGCCUGAAGUUAUGGCAAAUAAUGCAAAUUGGCUCCAGCGUGGUGCAUCUCCAGUUAUGCAAGGAUCCUCUAAUGGACUUAUGUUAUCUCCUGAACAAGGACAGGCAUUGCGCUUGAUGGGUAUGGUUCCUAAUCCAGGUGAUCAAUCUCUUUAUGGGCUACCAAUUUCUAGCUCACGGGGUACACCAAACCUGUAUUCUCAUGUUCAAGUAGAUAAAUCACCAAUGUCACAGAUGGCUAUCCCACACCAGUAUUCUCAUGUUCAAGGGGACAAGUCUCCUCUGCCAAACAUAUCAGCCGGUGGUGGUUCAUUUUCAGCUCAUCAAUAUGCAGCAUUUUCAGAUCAAACUAACACAAAUGAUGGAACUUCAGCUUCAAGGCAUGAUAUUCAAGAGAAAAGUGCGUUUGGUCCCCCUCCUCAAGGUUUGAAUAUGGAGAACUUGCAGCAAGUAAAUUCUGAGCGAAGAAACGUUCCAAUGCAAGAAUUUCAAGGGAGGCAACAAUUAGUUGCAUCAUCUGAGACAUCACAGGAUAAGAUGGUAGUGCAGGUUCCUCCUUCACAGAGUGUAGCUACAUUAGAUCCAACUGAAGAGAAGAUUUUGUUUGGUUCAGAUGACAACCUUUGGGAUGCAUUUGGCAGGAACACAGGUUUUAACAUGCUAGAUGGUGCAGAUAGUUUUAACGGAUUUCCAUCCAUCCAGAGUGGGAGUUGGAGUGCACUCAUGCAGUCUGCUGUAGCAGAAACUUCUACCAGUGAUAUGGGUGUACAGGAGGAGUGGAGUGGUCUAAGUUUUCGGAAUACUGAGCGUUUUCCUGGAAAUGAGCGGCCGUCAACUAUUGAUAACAGCAAACAGGUUCCAGUUUGGGCUGAAAAUUUGCAGCCAUCUUCCAAUAUAAAUUCAAGACCUUUUCUUCAGCCUGAAGAUGUUAACAGGCCCAAUGCAAAUGCAAACUUUUCUGGUAUGCCUGGAUUUCAUCAGUCAGGAGAUUCAUCACAUGAACAGCAUGACAGGUUACAGACUGAUUCUUCUCAGAGAUCUGUUCCACAAUUUUUAGAAAGAGGCAAAUGGUUAGACUGUAGCCCUCAGCACAAGGGCCAUGCUGAAGGGAGUCAUAUUUAUGGAAAUGCUGCUACUUCUCCUGGUGUAGAAAUAAAUGAAAGGAGUAUGUCAGGUUCUUGGAAUCAUCAACAGACCAUGUCAUCUUGUAAUAGUAGUGCUGAGCUGUUCAAUAGGCCAAAUGGUUGGAAUCUUGUUAAAUCAGGCCUUCCUCAUAGCAAUGCUUCACUGAAAACCCAUGAUAGUGAAAGCUCAAUGCAGACACAUCGUGAGAAAACCUCCCAAGAGGAGAUGGGCCAGGUUCCUGGAAUGUGGGUGCCUGAUGGUACUAUUGUAUCUGUUGGAGUGGAACGCAUGAAGUCUGCAGAUAGUGUUCGGGGUUGUGGGGAAGAUUCUGGUAUAGGUGGCAUUGCAGCAGUACCAAAUUCAGGUGCCACAUGGGUUAACCGUCAAAGCAAUCAACAGCAGCCUAACAAUCUUGAUGUAUGGAGAGAUGCUGACUCCUCAGGGAGCUAUAGAGGAAAUGAAGGUCCAGGAAAAUAUCGGCAUCAUAUGGAGAGGAAUACCGUAGUUUUGGAGUCACCAAAGAAUGAGAAGGGAGAUGGUGAGACCCAGGAGAUCGAGAAUUCUAAUAGAAAAGAUAUGUCAUCAGAUGGUAUUGUAUCUAGUCCUUACCACAGAGGAAGUAGCAUGAGAGAGAAUGUUUAUUUUGAUGGCAAUGAUGCACGUAGUCCAAAGUUACCUGCUCAGAUCAAUCAAAGACCACCUGUAACCCGUAAAUUUCAGUACCACCCAAUGGGGGAUGUGAGUGUUGAUGUGCCAAUUCACCAACAAACUUUUGGAGGGAUGAAAGGUCAAGACCCAAACUACACCGGGCAGUCAAAAUUUGGUCAUAGUGAUGGAGAUCAUACUGAAAUUGAGAAGAUGAAUAUACCUGCUUUCCAGGGUGAUUUAAGAAGCUUGGAUGAUGCCCCAAAAAGCAAACUUCCUGGUCAUAUGACUAAAACACUGACAUCAUUCGAUAGAAGUGUUGGUAAUUAUGCCCCUAACAAGGCUUCAUCACCGAGGGUGCCUGAAGCUGAAGCAUCUGAUGGAUCUGUUGCACAGACUCUGCGGAAUCAAAGUUCAUUGUCGUCUCAGGGCUUUGGUUUGCAAUUAGCUCCUCCUACUCAAAGGCUUCCCAUGGCAUCUUCUCAUGGCUCAUCUGAAACUGGAGAGAAGGGUCAUAUGUGGUUGGCUACCUCUCAGGCUCUGCCUUCUCAAGAGUCAUUACAUGGGGAGCUAAGGAAUAAUAUUUCUGGUUCCUCAGGACAAGUUCUUGAUAAAUCCUCUCAAUUCAGUGCACUGGGAAAUGUUCCACAGGCUUUCGCAUCUAGCUUUCCCUUCUCUAGGAGUCAUGCUCAAAAUCAGAAUUUGGCUAAUGUCAGUGGACCAGUAGCGAGUGCUCAGCGUGCUAGUGUAACACCUACAGAUAGGACUGCUUCCAUGAAUCAGAUCAAUGAAUAUCGUGAGAGAGUUCAGGCUAGUGAACCCGAAUUUCCAUCAGCUCCAGAGAUAUCCCAGCUGAGUGGUACAGAUCAAAUGCAUCCAGGAGACCAUGCCUCACAAAUUGUAGCCUCAGAGGCUGGUAUAGCUUCUCAACCUACUUAUAACUGCGGUGCAUCUCAACAUGGUGCCCCUUUGAAAGUCUUACAUAAUGUAUGGACCAAUGUUUCUAGCAAGCAACUUGCUUCAAAGAUCCUGUCCCGUCUUCAACCAAACAAUGAUUGUGAAAUGUCAACUGUGCUGAAGAAGCCAGGUGAUGAAGAUUCAGAAAAAGAUGGCAAUGACCUUUCUGGUGUUGGUCCUUCUGUUUAUUCUAAUAGUUCUGGAGGUAAGGAACAGUUGCUUAAAGAAAGCUCUGGACAGCAGAUGCUACUUGAGAGUGCUGAUUCUGCUGAAGAGGCUGUAAGUGCGUUACAUGGAAAGGAACCUGCUGUGAAGUUUAUGCCUGAUGCAUCUCAUUCAAGCCCUGCUGCCACCUCUAGAGAUAUUGAACAAUUUGGUCGGUCUUUAAGGCCAAACAAUUCAUUCAACCAAAAUUUCUCAUUGUUACCUCAAGUUCAGUCUAUGAAAAGUGCAGAGAUUGAUUCUAGCAAUCGAGAUGUCAAGAGAUUUAAAGUUUCAGAUAACAUGUUGGACACACAACCAACGACUUCCAACCAUGGUCACUUGUCAUAUGGGUACAAUGCUAUGGUGAAAGAUUUGUCUGGUAAUCAUUCUUCAGUGCCAUCAGAUCCUACUAUGCUAAGCUUUUCAACAAAGCCUGGUAAUGGACAUGACACCAAUGCAACUUCUCAGGAGGUUCUUGGAUAUGCUCAGAGCAAUGCUAUUAAUGUUUCUAGUGGCAACGCAGUGAGUUCUGUAAGAAGUGAGCACUCUUCAAUUAGUCCCCAGAUGGCACCAUCGUGGUUUGAGCAAUAUGGAACCUUUAAAAAUGGCAAUUUAUUGCCAAUGUGUGAUGUAAGGAACAAGACUCCUCCAAAGAUUAUGGAACAAGCUUCAAUUGGUCAGAGCCAAUCUGAUAAUUUGCAAGUUCGUAGUUCGAUUGAGCAAGUUAAUAGUCUUGGUGAUACCAGUCAGUUCGGUAAUGCUCAGCAGAGUCCAGCCCCUGUUUCAGUUGCAAGUGAGCAUGUAGCUUCUCAGAUAAUGCCUCCUCCUGCAGUUGAACCUGGCAUGGUUAUGAGGCAAAAGAAACGUAAAAGUGAGACAUCUGAACUGGUACCAUGGCAUAAAGAAUUGGCACAGGGUUCUGAAAGGCUUCCUAGUAUCAGUGCGGCAGAAUUAGACUGGGCCCGAGCCACAAAUAGAUUGAUUGAGAAGGUUGACGAUGAUCCUGAUGUAAAUGAAGAUGUAUCACCAGUUGUGAAGUCAAAAAGAAGACUUGUCUUGACUACGCAACUUGUGCAGCAACUAUUUAGCCCUCCUCCAGCUGCAGUUCUCUCUGCAGAUGUGAAGCUACACCAUGAGAGUGUGGUCUAUUCAGUUGCUAGAUUAGCAUUAGGGAAUUCGUGCAGUUCAGUCUCAUCGUCAGGACGUGAUAAACUCAUGCAUAUAGGCAGCAGAAACAUCCUUUCCGAGAAGCUUAAAUCGCCAGAGAAAAUUGAUCAGUAUAUGUUGAAGAUUAUGGAAGACCUUGUUGGAAGAGCAAAGAAAUUGGAAAAUGAAAUAUUGAGAUUGGACACCAGAGCCUCACUUUUAGAUUUGAGAGUGGAAUGUCAAGAUUUAGAACGAUUCUCUGUCAUCAAUCGAUUUGCCAAGUUCCAUGGCCGGGGGCAAAAUGAUGGGGCAGAGGCCUCAUCAUCCUCUGAUGCAACUGCAAAUGCUCAGAAAUCAUGUCCCCAGAAAUAUGUUACCGCACUUCCAAUGCCUAGAAAUCUCCCUGACAGGGUUUCGUCUGAUUAAAUUGGUAGCGUAAGCUGCUUCACUUAUCACUUCAUUUCUCUCAAUUUCAAAUCGUCUUCCUUACUUUGAGUAUAGUCCUUCUGCAUCUUGAUCUUGUCCAAGCCCUUCGCGUAUCCUGCACCGAGGGACAUCCCCGGAAAUAUUCCUUUAGUUAUCUACUUUGAAAUUUGAAGCUUUAGUCAUAAUGGACAUUAGCGAGUAUUUUAAUUUUCGUAUUUCAUAUUUUUAUCUUGGGAAUGGUUUACUUGGAAAGCGAUGCCCCUAAUAAACUGGAUUUUAGUUCCAUUUUCAUACCUUUGGUCCUAACAGAUGUGAUGUUUGAGUGAGAACUUGGGUUCUAAUGGAUUUUGUUACCCUUCUGAUUUAAAAGCAGGGCUUGUUGUUUCCCUUUCUCCACAUGAAUUAAGAACCUGUGUUUUAACUUGUUUAAUUUGUUGAGAAAAAAAAAAAACUUGUUUAAUUCAGUCCAUUAAUCCUGGGCAUUGCACUUUAAUAUGUAAUUGAUAACAC
This is a messenger RNA of Prosopis cineraria, 6286 nucleotides long. RefSeq lists its product as uncharacterized. The record is from RefSeq and is a predicted model, not a curated record. Lineage: Eukaryota; Viridiplantae; Streptophyta; Magnoliopsida; Fabales; Fabaceae. The coding region runs from base 485 to 5776 and encodes 1763 amino acids. The transcript is spliced from 12 exons.